Papilio xuthus (Asian swallowtail) is the source of this 614-nucleotide messenger RNA. RefSeq names its product ribonuclease P protein subunit Rpp21 (gene Rpp21). Gene Ontology annotation, biological process: tRNA processing. Lineage: Eukaryota; Metazoa; Arthropoda; Insecta; Lepidoptera; Papilionidae. The transcript has 3 exons. The record is from RefSeq and is a predicted model, not a curated record. Gene Ontology annotation, cellular component: nucleolar ribonuclease P complex. Bases 134 to 496 code for a protein of 120 amino acids.
UGGUCUGGGUCUGCUGUGAUGUUAUUUGCGACUUGUCACGUCAAUGUCAAAAUAACAAAACAACACGCUUAAACUACACUUUUGUGUUAUAACUACAUUUUCGUAACAUUACUAAUAAUACGAUAACAUUGAAAUGCGUAAAGUACAUGGGAAUGAUUCUUUUCAGCGAGUAAAUUAUUUAUAUCAAAUAAGUAAAUAUAUGGCGGGUAAAAAUCCCGCAUUAUCUUCAUAUUAUGGGAACCUCAUUAUCAAUAUUGGAAAGAAAAAUGUCUUAAAAAUACAUCCGGAUAUAAAAAGGCAGGUUUGUAAAAAGUGUCGUUGCAUACUUGUCAAUGGUGUUUCUGCCAAAAUGCAAUUGAAAACAAAAAAUAAAAGAAAGUCCUUGCAAUGGAAGUGUAACACUUGUGAAACAUCAAAGACAUUUCCGUUGGACAAGAACAGGGAGCGCCUGGUGUGGCUGGAGCGGGCAGAAGCGGUUGUUGAAGUUAUUGCUUAGGCUUCAAUACACAAUUGUGAGGUGCCCACAGUGUGGUGGACAAAGGGAACUGCAGACUGCACACUGUGAGAUCACAGCGGCCUGCUAUAGGAUUGACAUAAUAAAACUAAUAAAAUAA